Messenger RNA from Apiotrichum porosum, 1992 nucleotides. Its product is annotated as Hsp70 chaperone. Gene Ontology annotation, molecular function: ATP-dependent protein folding chaperone; ATP binding; misfolded protein binding. Gene Ontology annotation, biological process: protein refolding; cellular response to unfolded protein. The record is from RefSeq and is a predicted model, not a curated record. The transcript has 3 exons. Bases 1 to 1992 code for a protein of 663 amino acids. NCBI's taxonomy places the organism in Eukaryota, Fungi, Basidiomycota, Tremellomycetes, Trichosporonales, Trichosporonaceae. Gene Ontology annotation, cellular component: cytoplasm; mitochondrion.
AUGUACGGUAUCACUCGCUCCCUCCGUGCCACCCCCGCCUCGGCCCUCCGCGCCGCUACCCGCACCACCUCCCCCUUCGUUGGCUCGAAGCGCUACAACUCGAAGGUCUCGGGCCCCGUGAUCGGUAUCGACCUGGGUACCACCAACUCGUGUGUCUCCAUCUUCGAGGCCGGCCAGGCCAAGGUCAUUGAGAACUCGGAGGGUGCCCGUACCACCCCUUCGUUUGUUGCCUUCACCAAGGAUGGCGAGCGUCUUGUUGGCCAGCCCGCUAGGCGACAGGCCGUUGUCAACGCCGAGAACACCAUCUUUGCGUCGAAGCGUCUCAUCGGUCGCAAGUUCUCGGACGCCGAGGUCCAGAAGGACAUUGGCCAGGUCCCUUACAAGAUCAUUGCCCACACCAACGGUGACGCUUGGGUUGAGGCCCGUGGUGAGAAGUACUCGCCCUCGCAGAUCGGUUCGUUCGUCGUCUCCAAGAUGAAGGACACCGCCUCGCACUACCUCGGCAAGACCGUCAAGCAGGCCGUCAUCACCGUCCCCGCCUACUUCAACGACUCGCAGCGUCAGGCUACCAAGGACGCCGGUACCAUUGCUGGCCUUGACGUCCUCCGUGUCAUCAACGAGCCCACCGCUGCCGCCCUUGCCUACGGUCUUGACAAGAACGACUCGGCCGUCAUUGCCGUCUACGACCUUGGUGGUGGUACCUUCGAUGUCUCGAUCCUCGAGAUGCAGAAGGGUGUCUUCGAGGUCAAGUCGACCAACGGUGACACUCACCUUGGUGGUGAGGACUUCGACAUUGCCCUUGUCAACUACAUUCUUGCCGAGUUCAAGAAGACCGAGGGUAUGGACGUUUCGGGUGACCGCAUGGCCAUCCAGCGUAUCCGUGAGGCCGCCGAGCGCGCCAAGAUUGAGCUCUCGUCGACUGCCGCCACCGACAUCUCGCUCCCUUACAUCACCGCCACCGCCGAGGGCCCCAAGCACAUCAACCUCAACCUUACCCGUGCCAAGUUUGAGUCGAUUGUCGCUCCCCUCAUCAACCGCACCAUCGAGCCCUGCCAGAAGGCUCUCCGUGACGCCGGCAUCAAGCCCUCGGAGCUCAACGACGUCAUCCUUGUUGGUGGUAUGUCGCGUAUGCCCAAGGUCAUUGAGACCGUCAAGUCGCUCUUCGGCCGUGAGCCCUCGAAGGGUGUCAACCCCGACGAGGCCGUCGCCAUGGGUGCCGCUAUCCAGGCCGGUGUCCUUGCCGGUAACGUUACCGACAUUCUCCUCCUCGACGUCACCCCCCUCUCGCUCGGUAUUGAGACCCUCGGCGGUGUCUUCACCCGUCUGAUCAACCGUAACACCACCAUCCCCACCAAGAAGUCGCAGACCUUCUCGACCGCCGCCGACGGCCAGACCGCCAUCGAGGUCAAGAUCUACCAGGGUGAGCGUGAGCUCGUUCGCGACAACAAGCUCCUCGGCAACUUCCAGCUCUCGGGCUUCCCCCCCGCGCCCAAGGGUGUCCCCCAGAUCCAGAUCACCUUCGACAUUGACGCCGACGGAAUCGUCAACGUCUCGGCUGUCGACAAGGCCACCAACCGCGAGCAGUCGAUGACCAUUGCCUCGUCGUCGGGUCUUUCGGACAACGAGAUCGAGAACAUGGUUGCCGACGCUGAGCGUUACGCCGAGGAGGACAAGGCCCGCCGUGCCGUCAUUGAGGAGGCCAACAAGGGCGAGUCGUUCGUCACCGACACUGAGAAGUCGAUGGGCGAGUUUGAGGCUCAGCUCGACGCUGCCGAGCGUGAGAAGGUCAAGAAGCUCCUCGGCGAGCUCCGCGAGAUCUCCGCCAAGGGUGCCGCCGGUGACGCCACCGUCAAGGCCGAGGACAUCAAGGCCGCCAUCGACGCCGCUCAGCAGGCUUCGCUCGGCCUCUUCCAGAAGGUCUACGAGCAGCGCUCCAAGGACCAGAACGCCGAGCAGACCUCCGAGCCCAAGUCGGAGGAGAAGAAGGACUAA